ACUAGCGGGAGGGGAAGCCAAGAAAUAAAGAGAGGAAUAUAUGUCUGCAUUCCGACCUUCAUGCAGUGAUGGUACAACAAAAAACACCCAAAGAAGCGAGAGAGAAGAAACCCCCUGUGUCUGGAAAAACGAUCUCUCAUAAAUCAACUCUGGGUGACCAUGGUACAACCAAUGGAGCAAAGAAACGACAUAAAUGCCAUGAAUGUGGAAAGAGAUUCAAGGGCAAUGCUGACCUCCGCGCCCAUCAAAGAACGCACACAGGGGAGAAGCCAUUUGACUGUCUGGAUUGUGGAAAAGUAUUUCGUCAGAAGAGGGCACUUACUGUUCAUCAAAAAACACACUCUGGGAAGAAAUCGUUCGAAUGCUUGGAGUGUGAAAAGAGAUUCUGCCGGAAGGCUGCUCUUCAACUGCAUCAGAGAAGACACAGUGGGGAAAAGCCAUUUAAAUGCCUAGAAUGUGGAAAGGCAUUCUACCGCAGUAUUGACCUUCAAGAGCAUCAAAGAACUCACACCGGGGAGAAGCCAUUUAAAUGCUUGGAGUGCGGAAAGAGCUUCAGUUUGAAGAACAGCCUAACUAAACAUCAAAGAAUGCAUACCGGGGAGAAACCAUUUGAAUGUUCACAGUGUGGAAAGAGCUUCAAGUGGAAGGGAACCCUUACAAUACAUCAGCGAAUUCACACAGACAGAGGAGAGAAACCAUUUGAAUGUUCGCACUGCAGAAAGAGAUUCCUUUCCAGGCACAGUGUUACACGUCAUCAGAUAAUUCACAGAGAAGACAAGCCAUUUAAAUGUUUGGAAUGCAGCAAGAAUUUUGGCGAUAAGCAUGGCCUUGCUAGACAUCAAAGAAUUCACACAGGAGAGAAACCGUUUAUCUGUCGGUCCUGUGGAAAAGCAUUUAGGGAGAAGGGGGCACUUACUGCUCAUCAAAGACGACAUUCCAGGGAGAAGCCAUUUAAAUGCUUGGAGUGUGGAAAGAGCUUCAAGUCGAAGAAUGGCCUUUCUUUACAUCAAAGAAUCCGCACAGGAGAGAAACCGUUUAUC
Molecule: messenger RNA, 1040 nt
Organism: Elgaria multicarinata webbii
Lineage: Eukaryota; Metazoa; Chordata; Lepidosauria; Squamata; Anguidae
Product: gastrula zinc finger protein XlCGF64.1-like
Exons: 1
Biological process (GO): regulation of transcription by RNA polymerase II
Molecular function (GO): RNA polymerase II cis-regulatory region sequence-specific DNA binding; DNA-binding transcription factor activity
Source: RefSeq, a predicted model, not a curated record